Messenger RNA from Dissoconium aciculare CBS 342.82, 1383 nucleotides. RefSeq names its product GroES-like protein. The record is from RefSeq and is a predicted model, not a curated record. The coding region runs from base 84 to 1163 and encodes 359 amino acids. NCBI's taxonomy places the organism in Eukaryota, Fungi, Ascomycota, Dothideomycetes, Mycosphaerellales, Dissoconiaceae. The transcript has 3 exons. Gene Ontology annotation, molecular function: zinc ion binding; alcohol dehydrogenase (NADP+) activity. Gene Ontology annotation, biological process: alcohol metabolic process.
CAUACCCGUGAAUCGCACCUCAAAACAAACACAACCCAUCCCAGACACAUACACACACUCACUCACUCACUCACUCACUCACCAUGGCGGCCACUCAAGACUACAAAUUCGAAGGGUGGAUGGGCCUCGACAAGGACGCUGCCAAGGGUAACAUGAAAUGGCAAGAGUUCCAGCCCAAGCCUUUCGAAGAGACCGAUGUCGAUAUCGAAAUCACCCACUCCGGUAUCUGCGGUAGUGAUAUCCACACCAUCAGCUCCGGAUGGGGAGAGGCCAAAUACCCCGUCUGUGUCGGUCACGAAAUCGUCGGCAAGGCCGUCCGCGUCGGUUCCAAGGUCGAACGAGGCAUCAAAGUCGGCGACCGUGUCGGCGUCGGCGCGCAAAACUCCUCCUGCUUGAAGCCCGACUGCGAAGAGUGCUCGGCCGGAAUCGAGCAGCACUGCACGGGCAACGUCGGCACAUACAACUCGGUCUACCCGGAUGGUAGCAAGUCAUACGGCGGCUACGCGACAUACCACCGCGCACCCAGCCAUUUCGUCUUCAAGAUCCCCGAUGCUAUUCCCAGCCCGGAGGUAAAGGCAGCACCCAUGCUCUGCGGCGGCGUCACCCUCUACGCCCCCCUCUCCCGCGAAGGCUGCGGCCCAGGCAAAAAAGUCGGAAUCAUCGGCGUCGGCGGGCUCGGGCACUUCGGCAUCCUGUUCGCCAAAGCGCUGGGCGCCGACCAGGUGGUGGGGAUCUCGCGGCGCAACAACAAGCGCGAGGACGUGAUGAAGCUCGGCGCGGACGCGUACAUCGCGACCGAGGACGAGCCGGACUGGGCCGACAAACACGCCCGCAGCCUCGACCUGAUCAUCUCCACCGUCUCCUCGCCCAAGAUGCCGCUGAUGGACUACUUCAAGCUGCUCAAGACCCGCGGCACCUUCAUCCAGGUCGGCGCCCCGGAGGACAACCUCCCGGCCACCAACGCCUUCGCCUUCAUCGCCAAGGGCGUCAAGUUCGGCGGCAGCAUGAUCGGCUCGCCGGCCGAGAUCGAAGCCAUGCUCGCGCUCGCCGCCGAGAAGAAGGUCAAGCCCUGGAUCAACGAGUACCCCAUGAAGGAGGCCAACCAGGCCAUCCUCGAUUUCCAGGAGGGAAAGCCGAGGUUCCGGAUCACCCUGGUCAACUAGGAAUACCUCCCCAAUGAUGGAGAAAGGAAGGGGCAUCUGCAAAGAGAAUGUGAAAUUUGUAACGAGACAUGGCUGUAGAAGUAGAAGAAGAAGAUGUAGAAGAAGAAGCGAUAUCAUAAUUGACAGUCCGAUUGGAGUAUAUUCCCCGAGAAUGAACCCUCUCCCCCUGAAGUACCGCGACCGAUCCCCUCCGCCGUUCUGUUCGUUUGGAAUCCCAUGC